UGGCUCACUGCCUUCCCAUUUUUUAAAUGAAAUCAAGCCAAAUUUCUUCAGGUUAAAAGGGUUAACAGAAGAAUAUUAAAAUUCAUAAGUCAAGAGUCAAGUCUUGUAUUUGACUGGAUCUUGUGCAAUAAUUACAUUUAUUCUACUCCAAUAUCACAUUUAUUAUAUUGCAAUAAAUACUCCAAAAUUACUGUAUUUAUUUGUCUCACUUCUUAUUUUAGGACCUUGUUUGUGGCAGACGGCAGAAAUCUCUUCGGCCGACAUCAAAACGAUCUAAAGUGAUCAGUGGCGCUGCAGCUGGACUCUUCCUCUGAGCCUCAGCAGCAGCAGGAUGAACACAGCCACCUCUGUCCUCAUCGUCCUGCUGUCCCUCCUCCUCCUCCUGUCCUCAGGUGAGACAGGAAGUCCAUGGACGGAUGAGAAAGACGGGAAGUCAGAGGACAGCAGAGAGCUGCUGCUCGCCCUGCAGAACGUUCUGGAGAAACUUCAGAACAGGAAGUCGUCAACGUUGAACAGACGACAGAGCCGCCUGCCGACCUGUGACGUCAGGGCGUCCUGUUCGGUGAAGAAAGGUCCUCGCUUCGGGCAGCUGUGUGACUGUCAGCCGGGCUCCAGGUGUCACUUCUUCUUCCACAGGUGUCUGUGACCUUCAUCAUCAUCAUCAUCAUCAUCAUCAUCAUCCCUGUGUCCUAACUGUAUCCUACAUUUCCCAUAAUGCUCCUGGAAUGUCUCUUAUUAGAGCCUGUAUGUUAUGCUGCAAUUCACUGAACCAGGAACUUAAAUAACGGAAAAUAACGUCCGAAGGAAGGUCAUUUAACCCUUUCAUGUAUAGACUGAUUUUAUUGUGCUGCACUCAAAAAACUUUGACAAGCAUGUAAACCUCUGAAAUUUGAUUUAUUUUGAAAACAUGGGGAGAAAAAGCAAUGAACAACUUGGCAAGA
Molecule: messenger RNA, 941 nt
Organism: Plectropomus leopardus (leopard coralgrouper)
Lineage: Eukaryota; Metazoa; Chordata; Actinopteri; Perciformes; Serranidae
Product: cocaine- and amphetamine-regulated transcript protein-like
Biological process (GO): cellular response to starvation; G protein-coupled receptor signaling pathway; positive regulation of MAPK cascade
Molecular function (GO): neuropeptide hormone activity
Source: RefSeq, a predicted model, not a curated record